UUCUUGGCAUCCCAGAAUAAAGCCUUCUUGCUUGGUGUAAGCGGGAGGUGGGGCUCCCUGUCAGUUGACUCAAGCACAGCUUGCUGUGCCACGUAAACAGCAUUGCUGAGCAACCUUCCUAAGCAGGGGGAGAAGCCGCUCGGGAAAACACGUCUAUGUUUACAAUAGUGAGGAAAGCCUGCAUGAGCGGUCCCAAAGUUUGUCACUGAAGAUGAUGAAUGCUGACAUGGAUGCAGUUGAUGCUGAAAAUCAGGCGGAGCUGGAGGAGAAAACAGGACUUAUUAACCAAGUAUUGGAACUCCAAUACACACUUGAAGAUCUCUCUGCAAGAGUAGAUGCAGUUAAGGAAGAAAAUCUGAAGCUAAAAUCAGAAAACCAAGUUCUUGGACAAUACAUAGAAAACCUCAUGUCAGCUUCUAGUGUUUUUCAAACGACUGACACAAAAAGCCAAAGAACUUAAGGGAUUGAUAUCCCUUAGGUCUUAUGGAAUUGCUGCUGAUCCUUUUCCUUUAACACGUGGAUAGAUUCCAAAAAUUAUAAUAGUUUUGUUUGUGGCUUCACUGAGUAUUUACGAAGCUAAUGUCAGAUCUAGGCAAAAUUAAGAUCACAGAAGACUUCCAUGAGUUUGUGUAUUAUGUUAGUCUAUGAAAAUGGGCAAAUGUAGAGACUUUAUAAUUAGAAUUGCAAAUAUUUGUGAAACUUGAAAAUGAAUGUUUUAUCAAAUUUGCUUUUAUAGGCUUAGCACUGUCUUUUAUUACAGGCAUAGUUAAAGGUAUAAGAGAAUAACCACGAUGUUGUGUGAAAGUGACCAAAAUCACGUCCUGAACGCACAGCUUUCUGUACCCUGUCCACCAUCUUGUGCCUCUUUGCCAUUUGCUUUCUUCUUGUUUUCCUUCCCCUAAAGAAAAAAUUGCUUUCACAUUUGUAAAAAAAGUAAUUCCAAGAGUUAAUCACCUAGGAGAGUAACCUGAACUCUAACCUGUUGAAACUUAACCAAAAUUAGGUACUUUCUCCAUUAGGGCUUAUUUGUUAUGUUUACUAAUAAGAUAGAAUAUUUAGUUCCUCUUUAAUCAAUUGAAAAUUGAGGCUAGGGAGUUCCCGUCGUGGCCCAGUGGUUAAUGAAUCCGACUAGGA
Phacochoerus africanus (Common warthog) is the source of this 1134-nucleotide messenger RNA. Its product is annotated as short coiled-coil protein. NCBI's taxonomy places the organism in Eukaryota, Metazoa, Chordata, Mammalia, Artiodactyla, Suidae. The coding region runs from base 212 to 460 and encodes 82 amino acids. Gene Ontology annotation, cellular component: trans-Golgi network. The record is from RefSeq and is a predicted model, not a curated record. The transcript has 2 exons.